Molecule: messenger RNA, 3078 nt
Organism: Papilio machaon (common yellow swallowtail)
Lineage: Eukaryota; Metazoa; Arthropoda; Insecta; Lepidoptera; Papilionidae
Exons: 15
Coding region: 210-3050 (946 amino acids)
Source: RefSeq, a predicted model, not a curated record
CAUUAAAAGCUAUUUUUGACAGUGCAAGUUUACUCUCUGUUUGUCUUCAACAGCUGACAAAUAAAAUGAUGACAGACCAAGCCCAAUAAACAUAAACAAAUUCCUUUUCUCAAUCCAUAACAUGGAUUACGAUCAAUAUUAUGUGUAAAAAUCAAUAGCUCGGAUUCCGAUUCCUUACUGAACGUACGUUAUUUAACCAAGCAAGAAUCAUGUUACUGAAAAGAAAUAUAUUAGAAGAAUUAACUAUCAUAUCGUGUGGCGGCGCACUUAUUUGUAUAAUACUUAAUUAUGUCACAAAUAUUUCUCCUAUAACCGGAAUAUGGUUUCAUUUGUAUUUAAUUACAGUCUUCGUGAUUUCCGUGCUAUUUAGCUUCAAAUUUAUUCAGUGGCUGUUACAUCUGAACAAACCAAUUAAAUAUGAUAUUGAGGGAUUGGUUAAAAAGUAUCCGUCACUUUCUUUUCUACCCGGAAUUUUGCCUCGCACUGAAAGAAAGAUAUGUAAAGAACCGAAAGAAUAUGAUAUAAACGAACUCAGUAUUAUAUCUACAGUGUUGGAAAGGAAAUUGGUUUCGUCAUGGUACAUGACAUAUAUUUCGCCUGAAAUCGGCUUUCCUUUUGCUUGUAAACAAAUGUUGGAUCAAAUGAUUACCAAGACGUUUCAGAUAUGUGAAAAAAUUGAUACUAAAGAUGUUUAUGUUGACAUCUGUGCAGUACUAACAAGCCAUUUAAAAGAGUAUAACAAAGCAUUGAAGAGACAUGAGGAGUCACCAACCAACUCUGUGGAGUCAUUGUACAAGAAAACUCACCCUAUAUCCAAUCCAUCUAAUGAAAAGAAGUAUGAAUCAGCUGAUCAUUGUGUAAAUUUGCUCCGUGUUGUAUUAAAGGAACUUAUUCCAUGGGAAUUAUGGGAUACCCCACAAUCAGAAAUCCUUGUUAGAGUGUUAUCUAAAAAACUAGACAAUUUUAUUGAUAGUACAUUAGCUGAUCCAAUAUGGUUGAAUGAUAAGUUGCUAUCAAUAAUAAAGGUCAACAAAAAUGAAGAAAAACUUGAACCUCUGGUACAAGAAGAAUCUAAAGAAACAGAAAUUAUUACUACUGAAGAAAUAUACACAGAAAUCAAUCCGUUAUUCUCUAAUGUAGAGCCUACUUCAUUAAAUAUAGAUCCAGUUCCAACUAAAAAAUGUGUGGAAGAAGGAAAAGAAGAGUUUCAAGAGAGAAUGGAGAGUAUCAUAGAAGAGAAAGCAGUUCAGAGUACAGAGCCAAUGGACAUCAAAGCAUCUCCAAUACUUAGACAGAGACGGGGUCGUCAGGGCAAGAAUGAAGUUAAGAUUUAUGAUAGAGUUAUUGAAGGAAGCAUGAAGACUUGGGAGACAGAUAUGGACCUGCAGUGUAUCAGCCUGGGACAGGAUCUACUGGCCAGUUUGGACGGGGAGAUCACCCUCAGCAGGCUGUGGGGCCAGGAUGUGGACCCUGAUGGUAGCCCCAACCCACCAAGAGCUAAAUCACCUCAGCCUUUUUGGUUUGGUGAAGAAGAUGCAAUAGAGUUAGAGUGUGGUGACAACAGCCCUCAGAAAGCGAGCGAGCCGAGUCCCGUAAAGAAGGAAAGCAGCCCCAAGCCGGCAGAACUCCUCAAGGACAUCCAGAGCACGGUCCACCACGCCAAGUCCAAGAUAGGAGACCUACAGGUCCCAUACACACACAUAGAUGUGCCCCGCAAGCAUUCCAGUGACGAGGCGGCCGGCAUGAUGGAGGGACUUUUGGACUUCGGCAUCGCAGGUAUCAAGAAAGGUCUGCGCUUCACCGGACUCAGUGAUGACUCACAAGAGAAAUCUCCAUCGCAUCAGGUCAAGGAUAAGGCAUCUGAGAAGAUCUCUCCCCCGCAGGAUAUAGUUAGGAAACCUAUACAGGAGCACAGGGAUAUUGCCACCACGUCUGGACACAAUGAAAAUGGUGCCGUCCCACAUUUGGUGAAGCAACAUCGAGUGACAUCACAGGACAGCAUGGUGUCGCAGGGUAGACGAGCGGGCAGCUGGCCCCCACAGGAGACUGGGGGGGAGUCCCCGGAGCCCGAGUACGAGGAGGCGGCCGACCUGUCCACCAGCAUCGCCAAGUUGCGGUGUCUGCUGCAGCAGCGCGCUGAGACCUCGCAGUACAGAUCUGAAGAGAUCUGGUGGGAGGGCGCGGAGGAGACUCGCGGCAGGACGCAGCAGCAUCACUCCUCGCGUCCUGUCGACACCGCCACCCUCGCCGAUGAGUACGACAUGAACAUGGAGAGAAAUUCCUCACCGGGACAAACGUCUAACAACAUGCAGCGCUUAGACAAGUUGUUCCAACGUACAGUGACGGGCGUGUUCAACUCUAUAAAGACGGCUGUGGGCGCGGAGGGCGCAGAGGGAGCUGAAGGCGAGGGCGCGCCUCGGCCCCGAGACUGGCACUAUAUAUGCACCUCGCCGGACCUCAGCGUGGGGGGUGCUGUGGCGAGGCUGGUGGGGGCGCGGCGGGCGCUGGGCCACGUGGACUCAGCGCUGGACCCCCUGCAGCCCCCCGCCACUCCGCCCUCGCCCGAAGUGCCGCCCGCCGACUUCGAGGAGUGGUGCAGCAGCGCGGGCGCGGGGUGGAGCGGCGCGUGCGCAGUGGCGGGCGCGGCGGGCCUGUGUCGCUCACACGUCGCCUUCCGCCUCGCCACGCUACUCUUUGCUGACCUAGCGGAAUCUCUGCUGGCGUCGUGGCUGGACGAGCUAAGCGCGUGGCUGCGGCAGCAGGUGUUCGUAGUGUUCCAGCAGCUGUCCGGUGAGGAGCUGGACCUCACCAGCAAGGGUGGUCAGCUGCGCCCCUUUGAUGUUGAAGAGACGUGUGCCGCUAUCGUGGCGGUUAUCCCCGAGGUGUACGUGUUCAGCGAGGAGUCUAUCUCAGCUGCAGUACGUCUCUCGGUGUCCAGUCUACGUCACAAGGACCUCAACAAGGACCUGAUCUUCCGCGCCCUGGACCUCAUGGUGGCGCGCUUCAAGCACUCCGCCGGCAUCACCUCCAGCUCCUUCGAUGCCAACUAAUAUUACUGAUUUUUUUAUACAUGAUGUU